Xiphias gladius (swordfish) is the source of this 1495-nucleotide messenger RNA. RefSeq names its product chemokine (C-C motif) receptor 7 (gene ccr7). Gene Ontology annotation, cellular component: membrane. The transcript has 3 exons. The record is from RefSeq and is a predicted model, not a curated record. Lineage: Eukaryota; Metazoa; Chordata; Actinopteri; Istiophoriformes; Xiphiidae. Gene Ontology annotation, molecular function: chemokine (C-C motif) ligand 21 binding; C-C motif chemokine 19 receptor activity; chemokine (C-C motif) ligand 19 binding. The coding region runs from base 44 to 1177 and encodes 377 amino acids. Gene Ontology annotation, biological process: immune response; chemotaxis; G protein-coupled receptor signaling pathway.
UCUGUGUAGUGGCUUUACCUACAGCGUACUAAUUUCAGUCAACAUGCAUUCUGGCAGUGGUCUCCAAAAACUUCUGCCAGCUGUGCUGAUAUGGGUAAUGGAUUUUAAGUCUUGCUUGUCUCAGCAUGAAGAAAAUCCAACCACUGCGAACUACUCGGAAUAUAACUAUUCCAAUGUGGAUUACGAUGACUUUCCCGCGCUGUGUGUGAAAGAAUCCAACCGCCAUUUCCGCCUCUGGUUUAUGUCUACCUUCUACUCCUCCAUCUGCUUCCUGGGGCUGGCAGGGAACCUACUUGUCAUCCUCACCUUCUUCUACUUCAAGCGUCUCAAGACCAUGACAGAUGUGUACCUGCUCAACCUCUCCUUUGCAGACCUAGUCUUUGCUUUAUCGCUUCCCUUUUGGGCAGCCAACUCUAUGGCGGAAUGGGUGCUGGGCCUGGUGGUGUGCAAAGCUAUGCACACUAUUUACAAGGUCAGCUUCUACAGCAGCAUGCUCCUUCUCUGUUUCAUCAGUGUGGACCGUUACUUCGUCAUCUCCAAAGCAGUCUCCGCUCACCGCCACCGCUCCCAAGCAGUGUUUCUCAGCAAGGUGUCAUCAGCUGUCAUUUGGGUUACAGCAAUGAUCUUCUCCAUACCAGAAAUGACAUACACCACUAUCAAUAACAACACCUGCACCCCUUACUCCAGCACCUCCGACAAGCUCCGUGUCGGCAUCCAAGCAAGCCAGAUUGUUUUGGCUUUUGCCCUUCCACUCUUUGUCAUGACCUUCUGUUACAGCAGCAUUGUCCAGACCCUUUGCCAGGCUCGUAACUUUGAACGGAACAAGGCCAUAAAGGUAAUUCUCGCUGUGGUAGCUGUCUUCCUGGUAUGCCAGGUCCCUUAUAACCUGGUCCUAUUUUGGACCACAGUUGUCACAGCAAAAGGGGGAACCGAGGACUGCGGCUAUGAGAACCGUCUCCUCUAUGCCACUGAUGUCACCCAGUGUGUGGCCUUCCUCAGGUGCUGCCUAAACCCCUUCGUCUAUGCCUUUAUUGGUGUGAAGUUUCGUCAUGACCUCCUGAAGCUGCUAAAGGACUUUGGAUGCAUAAGCCAGGAGAGGUUCUUCAGGUACACCUGCGCCAGGAGGAGGAGCUCAGCGGCCAAUGACACUGAGACAACCACCACAUUCUCUCCCUAAAGCUGUUUCAGAAUGGCUAUUCACACCUGCAGACCACACAGUGGAGUGCAUAACAUUAGGAUCAAAGUCUCAAAUCAACAAUAUUUUUCAUGUACAUAGCAGAUGGUAUCAUAUAAAAGACAAGUACAUAUGGUCUUUGCUGUUGUUUUGUUGGUGUCUCUGUGUUCAUUCUUGUCAGUUAAGAUCAAAGAAGGCCUUGCUUAUUCUUUUGUAUUGGCUACAGUGUGUAGUAUUUCCACAAAUCCACAGUGUCAAUGAAAAAAAGAAAAACCUACAGUGCUUUUACUCCACCAUUUGAACAGCACCAAAUCAUGUACA